CACGGAUUACCCGAAACGUGAAGUGAAGGUGAACGACUCUCCGCCACACAACCCCAACCCUUGUCCCAUCCGCGGCGGCACCCAGCUCUCUCUUUCCACCCUCCAAAAAUACAUCCCCACAUACACCCACACUCCCACACACCCGCCCGCCGAUACCGUGCUCGGACGACACGCCCCAGCGCGAUGUUGGAUACUCCGACCCAGAUCACGUCACACCUCCUGGCCGCUCUCAAUCUCCCGCCGCUCGAGAACGCCUCCCCCUACCCGCUUCGCAACCGCCCCCUCCCGCUCGAGCCCGCCGCGUCCUCGCCGCAGCGGGAUGCUUACACCUCCGUCAGGAGGCCCGUACAGCAGCAACAGCAGAACAACCAGCAGCACCACCAGCAACAGCAGCAGCACCAGCAGCACCACCAACAGCUUCACCACCAACAGCACCACCAGCUGCAGAAUGACCAGACAGACGACCACCACCAGAUUUCGACCGGCGAUACUCAAUCCUCUCCCGUUCCGCUAGCGUACCCGCCCAUCAUCACGCCGCCGAAAGCUGCCGAACCCCCGCUGCAGCACGGUUACCACCCUUCGCUUCAGACACAGCUACAGCAGGCUGGGGCGUCGCAGCCGCCGCAACAGUCGUCGCCGCUGCAGCAGUCCUCGCCUGUUACUAGACGUUCUCAGCGCCAGCAGGAGCAGCAGCAGCAAGAGCAGCAACAACAGCAACAUGAGUACCAACAGCAGCAGCAACAGGAUCAGCAGCAGGAUCAGCAGCAAGGGCAACAGAAGAAGAAGCAGGGAAAGAGACGACGCAUGCGACGGAAGUGGACCGAGCAGGAAACCAACGAUCUCAUCAUCGGAUGUCGCGAGCACGGCGUGGGAAAUUGGAAGAAGGUCCUGGAUGACCCCAAGUACAAGUUUGACGACCGGUCAGCUGUGGACUUGAAGGACCGUUUUCGCACAUGUUUCCCGAAGGAGUACCGGAAAGACGCCAUGCUCGCCGAACAGCAGGUCAAGCUCGAAGCCACCCAGGAGGGGAUGGAAGCAUUGGUGGAAGUCGGUCACAUGCACACUAUGCUCGGGCCGGCGCCGACCCAACAGCCGGAACGCGGUCGGCGGAAGGUUACAAAGACGGAAUUGCACCACGCCGAAGUCCUGAAGGGGCUCGGCAUCAGCGACCGUUUCCCCAAGGUGGCACGCAGGGAGCGACGCGAGUUUACGGCAGAGGAGGACCAUCGCCUCUUGCAGGGAUUCCAGAUCUACGGUCCGUCCUGGAGCAGAAUCCAGGGCGAUCCUGCGCUACAUCUCGCUCAUCGACGAAGCACGGAUCUGCGCGAUCGGUUUCGUAACGCUUUCCCGGACCGAUACGAGUCUGCCGGUUUCAAGGCGCGCCCACGACAGGUCAAGUCCGAGUCCGUUACGGCGGAAGAAGAGUCGUACGGGGAAGAGGACGUGGAUGAGGACCACUACUCCGAUAAACAGCUGUCAAUGGUGGAUCCGGCGAUGGCCAUGGCUAUGCAGGAGCCACCACCACAGCCUACUAAAGCCGACUCUACCGCGUUCAUCGUAAACAAUCUGAUGAACGAGCAUCUUGCCGCAAACUGGAUCGAGCCUCUUACUCCCUCGGAGCAGGUUGGAUGCAUCGAGACCCCUGUGAGUGAUGGGAUUCCCGGCUCGGCCGACCAGUCGCCGGUAUCUGGGAUCUUACCGUUGGACCCGGCACUCGAUACAGGUUUCGGGCCCGUGACGCUGGAGCAGCUUACUAGCGACAUUCUCGGGACGACCAGGCGACCCAGGGGCUCUCAAGCUCCGGUCAACACCAACGGUGAUGGGCUCAACUGGGAUGACAUGUCCAGCCACUCCAUGUUUGCCGAUGUCGAGUCGGCCUUCGCGAUGGAUUCCAAACCUAUGGCCAACAUGAACGGUAGUUGUAACGAGGUCAAAUCCCCCGUCACUAUCAAUACCACCAUUACUACCAAGCCCGCUUCCAAACCGAACGCGGCCAGUGCUCCCAGAAAGAGAAGGCCUUCGGGUUCGGUGUUGAAAAAACCCACGGAGAAGAAGAGCCGCGUCAAUACCAAGGCUUGAUGUGAGGUGAUACCGCGGAUACUGCGGAUACGGUUAGAUUGCGCGAAAGUGUAAAACAUGGCUUGGGCUGGGUUCUCUGUCACUUGUUUUUUUCCCCAUCUUUUCCUUUUUUCCUUUUUCCCUUUUUUUUCCCUUUUUUUUUCCAUUUUUUCCAAUAUUUUUCCUUUGGGGUCGGGCGAACGGAUUUGCAUUUUUUUGUAUCGUAUCGAAUUUUUUUGUGCUCGUCUUUUUGCACGUCUUUUGCAACGAAAUGUAUCCUGGUUACUACCUGUGUCGAGUACCUCUGCUGCGGCUACGCGGGGCUGGGAGGGGGUGUCCGCGGAACGACUGGGAGAAUGAAAUCUUCUACUAGUAUGGACACACGAUGAUA
Molecule: messenger RNA, 2449 nt
Organism: Tricharina praecox
Lineage: Eukaryota; Fungi; Ascomycota; Pezizomycetes; Pezizales; Pyronemataceae
Exons: 4
Coding region: 184-2079 (631 amino acids)
Source: RefSeq, a predicted model, not a curated record